AUGUCUCAAUUUUUGACAGAGUUCUUCGUAUCAGGCUUCACCGUUAUCCUCCCCACUCUGAUAAGAGAGCUUGACAUCCCCCAGGCGUCCAGCGUAUGGCCUGCUACCGCAUUUUCCCUCGUCAUCGCCGGCACCCUACUUAUAUUCGGCCGCCUUGGUGAUAUAUGGGGAGGCUACCCUGUAUUCUUGUGGGGACUUUCAUGGCUUCUUAUCUGGAGUAUAAUCGCAGGGUUCAGCAUCAAUCCGCUGAUGCUAGAUUUGUGCCGGGCUCUGCAAGGGUUGGGAGCCGCUGCCUUCCUCCCUACAGGCGUCAUGCUUAUGGGCUCAAUCUAUCGGCCCGGACAGCGCAAGAAUCUCGUCUUCGCAAUAUAUGGUACCUCGGCAGUCUUCGGCUUCUUCGGUGGUAUUCUGGUCGCGGGUAUUGUUGGUCAGUUCCUGCGCUGGGGUUUUUACUUCUGGAUCGGAGCUAUCCUAACGGCCAUUACGCUGUUAACCUCGAUAUAUUCGAUCCCCAAUCAGAGGUCAGAGAAGCAGUCUCCAAGCAACAUCAAAAUGGACUACCCCGGCGCGAUUACCAUUGUGAUCGGACUUACACUUACCGUCUUCGCGAUUACCCAGUCCGCGCACGCUCCGUUGGGGUGGAAAACGCCAUACAUCCCCGUGUGCUUCACUGUGGGUAUACUCUCCCUCUUCGCCGCUGCCUACAUAGAGACGUACAUUGCCCCUGACCCCCUGCUACCCGCAUCAAUAUUCGCCACUCCCGCCAUGACACCUCUUCUCUUUGGUCUGUUUUUGCUCUACGGCACCUGGGGUAUUUUCUCCGUCUACGGAACACUCUACUUUCAAAACAUUAUGCUGGCCACUCCUCUUCAAGUUGUCGCGUGGUACACGCCCCUUGGGGUAGCGGGACUUCUUUUCAGUAUCCUCGAGGGUUACAUUCUCCACUUGGUCCCCGGGAGAGUUCUCCUAGUGAUUUCUGGCCUGGGCGCAGUCGGGUCACAACUGCUCCUUGCGCUUAUUCCGCUUCAGGAACGCAAUUACUGGAAAUGGAUAUUCCCGGCAACAAUCCUCAGCACCAUUGGGAUCGAUAUCUCUACCAUCUUGAUGACAGUCUUUGUUACUACCACCUUUCCCAUCUCACAACAAGGGUUGGCGGGGGGUGUGAUCAACUCUGUGUUACAGCUAGGUGUAGCAGUUUCUCUCGGGCUCACGGAUAUUAUACAGACGGCGACGGUUGAGGACAUGGGAUUAGGAAUGAGCUACAAAACCACUUUCUGGUUCGGCCUUGGUGCGGGAGCGUUGGGAUUGGUGGUGAUGGCAACGUGGGGAAGGGUGCCAAAGGCGACGAGCGACUUGACAGCGGAUGAGAAGAAGGAACUCAUGCGGGAGGCGACGGGGGAGUACCACGCACGGGACUUGGACGGAGGAUGUGUUGUGACGGGGGCAUGA
Molecule: messenger RNA, 1449 nt
Organism: Neoarthrinium moseri
Lineage: Eukaryota; Fungi; Ascomycota; Sordariomycetes; Amphisphaeriales; Apiosporaceae
Exons: 1
Coding region: 1-1449 (482 amino acids)
Biological process (GO): transmembrane transport
Cellular component (GO): membrane
Molecular function (GO): transmembrane transporter activity
Source: RefSeq, a predicted model, not a curated record